Molecule: messenger RNA, 288 nt
Organism: Medioppia subpectinata
Lineage: Eukaryota; Metazoa; Arthropoda; Arachnida; Sarcoptiformes; Oppiidae
Source: the annotation of a GenBank genome assembly
AUGUGUUCAUCACUAGUGAUGGCUAAGUGUUUGUCGCAUCCGUUGAACAAAACCAUCAAAGUGUUGAUACCUCGACUCAAAUUAGACACUUUCCUCAAUAUGUACUUCAGAGACACGGAACAGAUUCUGGCCGACGAUCACAACCACGACUGCAAAGCCGGCGAUUGGCUUUUGGUCAGAAAACUGGAUCAACCGCUCAGUCUUCGGGUCAACCAUAGGGUGGAGAAAGUGGUCUACAGAGCCGGUCAUAUCGUGGAUCCGUUGAGUGGCAAACGCUCUCUCGGCUAU